AUGGGGCCCAAAGAUGCAUGUUUUUUGGCAUUGAUUUGUCUUCUGGGCAUCACUGACGCUCAAGACAAACCUACACCUCUUGUAAUAUGGCAUGGAAUGGGAAACAUGAAUAUUAACUAUCAGUUAAAAACAGUGACCUACCUCGAGAGCCCACAAGGACCACGCCCCCCCCCUUCAAGAUUUAGCAACUUUUUGCUUCUUCUUCAGCAUGGGGCACUCAAGAAAUUAGUGGAGGAACGCAUACCUGGAAUAUAUGUCCGCUCAUUGAUGAUUGGCGAAAACAUCAUUGAGGAUGAAGAGCAUGGCUAUUUUGGAAAUGUAAACAACCAGGUGGAUGAAGUCUGUCAAAAGAUAGCAGCCGACCCUGAGCUCCAGGGAGGAUACCAUGCCAUGGGAUUCUCACAAGGAGGCCAAUUCCUCCGUGCCGUUGCCGAGCGCUGUCCUCAACCAGCCAUGCGCAACCUGAUCACGUUUGGGGGACAACACCAGGGUGUUUUUGGCCUCCCAAACUGCCCUCCCGAUAACUUACUCUGCGAGGAGAUGCGACGUCUCCUUAAUCUAGGAGCUUACAUUGAUUGGAUCCAAAACUCAUUGGUACAGGCACAGUAUUGGCAUGAUCCUCUUCAUGAAGAUGAAUACCGUAAUGCAUCCAUUUUCCUGGCAGACAUCAAUAAUGAGGAGGUCAUAAAUGAGUCAUACCGUGAAAACCUCAAAAAGCUGGAGAACUUUGUCAUGGUCAAGUUUGAGGAGGAUUCCAUGGUUGUCCCUCCCGAGAGCGAGUGGUUUGGAUUUUACAGUCCAGGCCAGGAUUCCGAGGUCUUACCCUUGCAGCAGACGCAGCUCUACAUUGAGGACCGUCUGGGACUGAAGGAAAUGGACACAGCAGGAAAGCUCCACUUCCUUAGUGUUGCAGCUGACCAUCUCAAUUUUGAUGACCAGUGGUUCCUGGAAGAGAUUGUUGAUAAAUUUGUGGUUUAAGGUCACCUUGAUUUUAGUGCCUUUAAUUGGAUAUUUCUACAACAGAUAAUUCUGAUUACAUUGUCUUUAUUCAGCUGUUUUUAUGUAGAUUAUUGUGAUUACAGUGUGUUUCCUCUGAAGACUUAUUGUUUUAUUUUUGUAUAAUAUUUCCUCAAAAUUUUUAGCUAAUUGAAUGAAUUUAACAUUUGCACUCACAUACCAAGUGUGUUGUAAUAUAUCAAUUUGACUCUACAGUGUAUUAUUUUAUUGAUAUAAAGGCCUAUUUAUAUUU
Penaeus monodon (black tiger shrimp) is the source of this 1249-nucleotide messenger RNA. It is a transcript of the gene Ppt1, whose product is annotated as palmitoyl-protein thioesterase 1-like. The transcript has 8 exons. The record is from RefSeq and is a predicted model, not a curated record. Gene Ontology annotation, molecular function: palmitoyl-(protein) hydrolase activity. Gene Ontology annotation, cellular component: lysosome. Gene Ontology annotation, biological process: receptor-mediated endocytosis; protein depalmitoylation. Lineage: Eukaryota; Metazoa; Arthropoda; Malacostraca; Decapoda; Penaeidae. Bases 1 to 978 code for a protein of 325 amino acids.